Thrips palmi is the source of this 1088-nucleotide messenger RNA. RefSeq names its product BCL-6 corepressor-like protein 1. NCBI's taxonomy places the organism in Eukaryota, Metazoa, Arthropoda, Insecta, Thysanoptera, Thripidae. The record is from RefSeq and is a predicted model, not a curated record. The transcript has 2 exons. The coding region runs from base 28 to 933 and encodes 301 amino acids.
UUCCGCAGCAACCGACCAAGCCGAACCAUGAGGGGAUUCGUAGUUGUCUGCCUCUUCGCACUAUGCGGCGCGGCCCUGGCCGGGGAGGACGCCAAGAAACAGCAGAAGCGGGGUGCGCUGUUCGGGCAGUCGCACGGCGGUAGCUUCGACAGCGGCGCCUCCCUCGGCAGCGCCUACAGUGGUGGCUCCUACGGCGGCGGCUCCUACGGCGGCGGCUCCUUCGGCGGCUCCUCCUACAGCGCGGCGGCGCCCAUCGCCAGCCACACCAGCAGCUACCAGGCCUCCUACAGCGUGCCCACCAGGCACACCUACAGCCACCGCGACGAGCACGUGCAGUACUCCGUGCCCCAGGCCGUGCCCGUGACCGUGGACCGCCACGUGCCCGUGCCCGUGCCGCACCCCGUGCCCGUGGAGACACCCCGCGCCGUGCCCUACCCAGUGCCCCAGCCCUACCCCGUGGAGGUGCCCCGCGCCGUGCCCGUCGACGUGCCCCGCGCCGUCCACGUGCCCGUGCCCGUGCCCCAGCCCUACAAGGUGCCCGUGCCCCAGCCCUACAACGUGCCCGAGCCCGUGCCCGUGACCGUCAACCAGGCCGUGCCCGUGCCCGUCGCCGUGCCCACCCCCGUCGCCGUCCAGGCCCCCUCCUUCCAGUCCGCCCCUUCCUUCUCCGCUCCCUCCUUCGCUAGCCACUCCUACGCCCCGUCCUUCCCCUCUGCCUCCCUCCACUCCUCCUCAUCUUUCCACUCCGCCCCAUCUUUCCACUCUGCCCCAUCAUUCCACUCUGCCCCAUCUUUCCACUCCGCCCCCUCUUUCUCCUCCAGUUCGUCCUUCCACUCCGCCCCCUCUUUCCACUCCGCCCCCUCCUUCCACUCGGCCCCCUCUUUCUCCUCGGGCCCAUCCUUCCACUCCGCCCCGGCGCUCAAGACCUGGUAGGCGGAAGGCAGACAUCUACGCGUCUUCAAGACUGAUCAUCACUCUCCAUCGAUUUGUCGGUCAUCCCAUCGUCUAUGUUUUAACCGCCCUCUUGGGAUGUAUUAAUCGAGUCGUUGACGUGAGAAAGAGAAUAAAAUGGAACGAAACAAUGUAAA